This is a messenger RNA of Odocoileus virginianus texanus, 5976 nucleotides long. Lineage: Eukaryota; Metazoa; Chordata; Mammalia; Artiodactyla; Cervidae. The record is from RefSeq and is a predicted model, not a curated record.
UUGGGCUAAGGUCGAUAAUCACACUUGGGUGUGAGUCCUGACCUCGCUUUCCCCCGAUGCCCAGCCUCCCCAGUCCAGGUCAAAUCUCGGUCUGCUUUUUGUCUCUGCAGAGCUGAGGACCCCGAGUGACCGCUCAGCUGGACCUGAAUGCAGAGGCGGAUGCUGGCGGUGCAGUGAGCACGGCCUGGCAGCGGGAGCAGUGCAGACCCCGUGUGCCCAUGGAGCUGCCAGCCGAGGGGGUACCUCCCCAGCCCCACCUGCCAGGCUGGGAGAGGCCAGAGGCCUAGGCGCGCAGCCGUGAGUGUUGGCAGACAAAUGCUCCCCAGGCCGUGGGGUUUCCUGCCUGGACCACUGGGUGGGUAUGCCAAGGCGGAGGAUGCCAGCCAAGGGGCGCUACUUCCUCAACGAGGGCGAGGAGGGCCCUGACCAGGAUGCGCUCUACGAGAAGUACCGCCUCACCAGCCAGCAUGGGCCACUCCUGCUCAUGCUCCUGUUGGUGGCCAUCGCUGCCUGCACCACUCUCAUCAUCAUCACCUUCAGCUAUGGGGACCCCUCCAGACACCGGGCCAUCCUGGGGACGGCGUUCUUCACACUCGCUGUGUUUGUGGUCCUCUAUGCGCUGGUGUACGUUGAGUGCCUCAACCGGCGGGGGCUCAGGGUCUCGGCGCUGCUCACCUGGGCCUGCCUUGUGAUGCUGGGCUACGUGCUGGUGUUUGAUUUUGACUUGCCGAGGAAGGACAUCUCUGCCUUGGAGCAGGCGCCCUUCUUUCUGUUCGUGGUCUUCGUGGUGUACACGCUGCUGCCCUUCAGCACGUUGGGGGCCGUCGUGGCCGGACUUGUCUCCAGCACCUCCCACCUCCUGGUGCUCGCCUAUCUGAUGGAAGCCUUCACCAGCCCCAGUGUCCCUGUGGGGCUGCAGCUGCUGGCCACUGCGGUGGUCUUCCUGUGCGGGAACCUCAUGGGCGCCUUCCACAAGCACCACAUGCAGGACGCCUCCCAUGACCUCUUCACCUACACCGUGAAGUGCAUCCAGAUUCGGCGUAAGCUGCGCAUCGAGAAGCGCCAACAGGAGAACCUCCUGCUGUCCGUGCUGCCUGCCCACAUCUCCAUGGGCAUGAAGCUGGCCAUCAUCGAGCGGCUCAAGGAGCGCGGGGACCGCCGUUACCUGCCUGACAACAACUUCCACAACCUCUACGUCAAGAGGCACCAGAAUGUUAGCAUCCUCUAUGCUGACAUCGUGGGCUUCACGCGGCUGGCCAGUGACUGCUCCCCCAAAGAGCUGGUGGUGGUGCUGAACGAGCUCUUCGGCAAGUUUGACCAGAUCGCCAAGGCCAACGAGUGCAUGCGGAUUAAGAUCCUGGGCGACUGCUACUACUGCGUGUCUGGCUUGCCCGUGUCCCUGCCCAACCAUGCCCGCAACUGUGUGAAGAUGGGGCUGGACAUGUGUGAGGCCAUCAAGCAGGUGCGGGAGGCCACAGGCGUGGACAUCAGCAUGCGCGUGGGCAUCCACUCGGGGAACGUGCUGUGCGGUGUCAUCGGGCUGCGCAAGUGGCAGUAUGACGUGUGGUCCCACGACGUGUCCCUGGCCAACAGGAUGGAGGCAGCCGGAGUCCCUGGCCGGGUGCACAUCACAGAGGCGACGCUGAAGCACCUGGACAAGGCGUACGAGGUGGAGGACGGGCACGGGCAGCAGCGGGACCCUUACCUCAAAGAGAUGAACAUCCGCACCUACCUGGUCAUCGACCCCCGGAGCCAGCAGCCGCCCCAGCCCAGCCAGCACAACCCCAAGAACAAGGGGGACGCGGCCCUGAAGAUGCGGGCGUCUGUGCGAAUGACGCGCUACCUGGAGUCCUGGGGGGCGGCUCGCCCCUUCGCGCACCUCAACCAACGUGAGAGCGUGAGCAGCAGUGAGACCCUUGUGUCCCACGGGCGGAGGCCCAAGGCUGUUCCCCUGCGGCGCCACCGGACCCCUGACAGAAGCACGUCCCCCAAGGGGCGCUCAGAGGAUGACUCAUACGAUGAUGAAAUGUUGUCAGCCAUCGAGGGGCUCAGCUCUACCAGACCCUGCUGCUCCAAGUCUGAUGACUUCUCCACCUUUGGGUCCAUUUUCCUGGAGAAGGGCUUCGAACGAGAGUACCGCCUGGCGCCCAUCCCCCGGGUCCGCUACUACUUCGCUUGUGCCAGCCUCGUCUUCGUCUGCAUCCUGCUCGUCCACGUCUUGCUGUUGUCCAGGACGAAGACUCUGGCCGUGUCCUUUGGGCUGGUGGCCUGCAUGCUGGGGCUGGUGCUCGUCUUGUGCUUCGCCGAUGAGUUCUUGAGGUGCUGCCCGGCCCGGGGGAUGCUGCGAGCCAUCGCUGAGAGCGUGGAGACACAGCCCCUGCUUCGGGUGUCCCUGGCCAUCCUGACCAUCGGCAGCCUGCUGGUCAUCGCCGUCAUCAACCUGCCGCUGAUGACCUGCCCGGACCGGGGGCUGUUUGUCGGGAACGAGACAGGCCUGAGUGCUGUGAGCAGCUGGCCGAGGACCCCGUGCUGGCUCCUCCCGUGUUACACCUGCAGCUGCAUCCUGGCCUUCAUCGCCUGCUCUGUCUUCCUGCGGAUGAGCCUGGAGCUGAAGGUCGUGCUGCUGACUGUGGCCUUGGUGACCUACCUGGUCCUCUUCAACGUCUCCCCGAGCUGGCAGUGGGACUGCUGUGACCACAGCCUGGGCAACCUCACCGGGACCAACGGCACCCUCAGCGGCUCCUCCUCCUGUUUGUGGCAUCUGAAGACGAUGAUCAAUUUCUACCUGGUCUUGUUCUACACCACCCUCAUCAUGCUCUCCAGACAGAUUGACUAUUACUGCCGCCUGGACUGUCUGUGGAAGAAGAAGUUCAAGAAGGAACAUGAGGAGUUUGAAACCAUGGAGAACGUGAACCGCCUUCUUCUAGAGAAUGUCCUGCCCGCGCACGUGGCCGCCCACUUCAUCGGUGACAAGUUAAACGAGGAGGCCGGGUGUCCAUGGGGUCCUGUGUCUCCCCCUCCCCCGACCCAGGACUGGUACCAUCAGUCCUACGACUGCGUCUGUGUCAUGUUUGCGUCGGUGCCGGACUUCAAAGUGUUCUACACAGAGUGCGACGUCAACAAGGAAGGGCUGGAGUGCCUGCGCCUGCUCAACGAGAUCAUCGCUGACUUCGACGAGCUGCUGUUAAAGCCCAAGUUCAGUGGUGUGGAGAAGAUCAAGACCAUCGGCAGCACGUACAUGGCCGCUGCAGGGCUCAGCAUCCCCUCGGGGCCUGAGAACCAGGACCUGGAGCGGCAGCACGCCCACAUCGGCAUCAUGGUGGAGUUCAGCACUGCCCUGAUGAGCAAGCUGGACGGCAUCAAUCGGCACUCCUUCAACUCCUUUCGCCUCCGAGUCGGCAUAAACCAUGGGCCUGUGAUUGCUGGAGUGAUCGGGGCACGAAAACCUCAGUACGAUAUCUGGGGAAACACGGUCAAUGUUGCCAGUCGAAUGGAGAGCACUGGAGAACUUGGAAAAAUCCAGGUUACUGAAGAGACGUGUACCAUCCUCCAGGGACUAGGGUAUUCCUGUGAGUGCCGCGGGCUGAUCAACGUCAAAGGCAAAGGUGCCAAACAUGCCGGAAACCCAUCUCCUUCCCUGAAGCAAGCCAGGAGGAAGGCCCAGCCCCAUGCCAGGCACAAAGGCAGUCCGAGGGAUUGGUCACCACCACCUGGGCAGGUGGCUCCCUGGAUGUGCACUAGAGGACCUGUCAGCUUGGGGCGAUCACCCGGCCUCACACACAGGCAGCCAGAACCUCUGUGCUGUCCGAGUCUGCGGUGCAGCCUUCAGCCCAGCAGGGAACAGCUCAUCUGUGGGCUGUGCACUCAUCCCGCAGGUGCUGUGGACGAGACCUUGGAGCAUGACCUGGAGACCUCCCGCCCCGGGGCCUGUGAGCUGCACGUGGGGAACGUGUCUUUUCUUGUCCAGGAUGGGUGGGAACUCCUUUCUCCCCAGUACACCAGCUACAAGAGUGCACACUUCUCAUAUAGGCAUUCUGGUAAAUGGAGUUAAAAGACUGUUUUAUAUCUACAAAUGGGUUCAAACAAUAGGGAGAAAGCCCCACAGUGGACACUUCUUACUUCUUAUCCUCUUUGGCAUGUGUCUGUUUAAAAAUGGAGACAUUAUUAAUGGAGGUGUCACCCUCUAAAUGGCUCCUGAGACGAUACAUUCUCUUCCCUCCAGUAUAGGCUUUCUUGGUAACCACGGCACGCAAGUGGGACCACUGUCCCGUGUGAGCUCAUGGGAUCAGCUCAGCCGUGGGCUGGAGCUCCAAGGAACAUGGCUCACCGCAGGAAGGCAACGAGUGGCAUAGCCUUGGCUUGAAUCAGACAACUUUGAAGCCAAAACUGAGAUUAGGUUUAAUGAGUGAAAAGCCUAGAAAAUAAGGCAUCAGCUCUCAGCCCUUCCUUGACUCCUCAUGCAUUUUCGAGCGCCCCCUGCAACCUUGCAGUCUGUCUUAGCUUUAUACUGGAAAGGAGUGGAGUCUAUGUGAGUGAACCUGACAGGCUGUAGUCCUCCCCUUCAGUCCUCACAGCUAGCUCUGAAGAGGACCUACUCAGCGUCAGCAUGUGCAGAGGCUCCCGGAUCUGGGAAGCCAGGCCUCUCACAAACAAGUGCUUGGAUGUUCUGAGCUGACUGAUUCCAUGCAAGUGAAAAAGCCAGGUUUGUGAGGUGUGGUGUCUUAUGGCACAUCAGCUCCAAAAGAAUCGAAAGACGUCAACCUGUGUUUCACCAUGAGGAGAGAACAAACUGCCCAUUCCCUUUUCUGAACCGACUUCACUGUGUCAUUACCAGAGUAUCUCCAGGGCUUCUAAUACGUCUGGACUCCACCGUAUGGCAGGAAUGCUAGCCAGAAGUCAUCCAUGAACUCCCCUGAAAUUAUACAGAAAAUUCUGCAUACGUGAGGCUUCAAAAGAUGACACGACCUUGCAGACAGGUGACUAAGCAGCCAAGUUUGCCUGGGACGGGGGCUGUGGAGUGAGACAGCACCCCAGGCACGGCAGGGAGGGGAUUGGAGCCGCACCUGCUGCUGGCCAGUGCUGCGUCCUGGGGCCUGGGUGGGCUGGUGGCAGCUCUGACGCAUCACAUGAAACUGGAACAAGUAGGAAUAAAUCACAAGGACUUGCUGUCCUAAUCCUUUAGGACAUUUUCAUGGUGAAAAUGCUGGUAAGGGAAAUAAACCUUACUUAAGUUGCCUUUUUCACACACCAAUUCUUCAUCUAAGUACUAUGCUGAAAUCUAUACCCUUAAAAUCAGGAGUGACUGGGCUUUCCUGGGAAAUCAUGAAGGUUCUGUCACUAAUCCAGUGUAGACACACAUCAGUAUGCUGGGCCUCUCUGAGGUGGAUAGGCUUCUACUCUUGCAAUAUACAAAUUACUUUUUUCCUACAGCAAAGAAAUCCCAAUUGGGAGUUUAAAAUAUAAUUAGUUACCAUUUAUGUAUUUUUCUUUCACUGUGCUCAGAUAAUAAGUUUUGAAUUUUUGACAUUCAGAUCAUAGUGUACAACUGACCAUAAAGAUCACUUAGUUAUUUUUUAUAAAUUCGUUUUCCAAUUACCAAGUCAUUUGUUCACAGGUGUCACUUUGCUUUAUGACAAGACAAGUGUCUUUCCUAACACUGACCUUCUCUGUGGGUCAGGGACAUGCUAUGCUUCAUAUCUCAGUACUAAGGUGGCCUCACUGAUGCUAGUAAUGUUUUCUGGUUUCCUUAAGAAAAUUUCCUAACAGAAAAGAUCAUUAACCACUGUAUACAUUGUGUAUAUGUAUAGAAAUAUGCGUUGAGAAAGUACAUGAAAGAACUAGGCGUUAUUCUAUAUACUGAAUAUUUAUAGAUCUGUAACAUUUGUUUCAAAAUGUUAUAUUUCAUUUUUAUAUAGUACCAGUGUUUCUCUUUUCUUUAGCUUUUCAUAGAUUAAAUCGGCAAUAUGGAAAACCUGA